AUGUCAUCAGGUCCUGUGGUGGAGAGUGACGGUAGCAGAGCACAGGCCAGUCUGGCAGUGACUUCAGUGUACAGUGAAGGUCCCCCCUCCCACCUGGCUGUGACUGUGUUGAGGGCCACUGGCCUCAGAGCUAAGACCUUUCAUGGGGGCAGCAACCCUUACGCUAUCCUCCAGCUGGGGCAAAGGAGAAUCACCACCCCUGUCAUCCACGAUACCCUGACCCCCCACUGGAACUGUGAGCUCACCUUCCCCCUGCCCUCCUCGGCCCCCUGGGAUGCCAACGCCGCAGCCCUGACCCUGACCAUCCACCACCGACGCUCCCUACUGGCCCUGCCUGAUAAGUUCCUGGGUACUGUGAGCUUCAGGCUGGAGGAUGUUGUCAAGAAGAAGGACGGGAACAAAGAGUGGUUUGUCCUCAAUUCUGAGCCGAGGAAGAAGCUAAAGAAGCGUGGACAUGUGGAAGUGUCUUUCAGGCUGUACACAGAGCGUAGCUGCCUUCCAUCCCACUCCCAACCUGUCACCCAGACCCACUCCCAACCUGUCACCCAGACCCACUCCCAACCUGUCACCCAGACCCACUCCCAACCUGUCACCCAGACCCACUCCCAACCUGUCACCCAGACCCACUCCCAACCUGUCACCCAGACCCACUCCCAACCUGUCACCCAGACCUACUUCCAACCUGUCACCCAAACCCAUUCCCAACCUUUCACCCAGACCUACUUCCAACCCCUCACCCAGAUCAAAUCCCUCUCCCACUCCCAACCCUGCACCAUUCUCUCCCACUCCACAAGCCUCUCCCAGCCCUCCAACCUUCCCUCCCACUCCCUCACCCAGCCUCACUCCCAAUCCCACUUCCAACCCUCCUCCUCCAUCUGCACCAAGAGCCACAUCAGCUGGGAGAGUGACACACACUGCUUACCACCUUCUGUUCAGCCGGUGGUAAAGCAUUGGAAGCCAAACCAUCCAUCUUGUGGAGAGGAGAAUUCUGAAGUGCUGGACUCAGUUCCACCACCAUCUGUACCAGCAGACAGCCCAGACUGCGUCAGCAUCACUACAGCUGAGUGCAGCAAUAACAUCAGACCAGUAUCCUAUUUCCCUGCAUCCAUCCUCACUUCUGAGACUGGAGACCUGGAGGAUGGCCAGGAGGCCAGGGAGUAUCUGCUGGACCCAGGACGAGGACACAGCUCCCGUCAGGGUCCCCUGGAGGAGACAUCUACAGCAGGGAGCACCAUCGGGGCUCAGACUUUCAGUAAAUUCCAAAUGUUCCCGUUCCAACAUUCCCAAUCCCAAGGGAGGGGGAGAAGGGUCUCUUUCAGGUCCUCCUUCCUUUCCAGACUGAGGCGUCACCGCUACAGGUUGGACUCAGGAGAAGCCAGCGGGGAGAGAAGGACUCUGAGACUCCCGGUCUGCUCCAGGGUGCUCUCCCGGUCGACCUCUCCACCUUAUGACAGGUUCCCCAAGAUAGAUGUGUCAGAGAGGCCACAGGGUUUCUUGUCACGGCUCUUCCCCUGUCUAGGUAGAAGAGAAUGA
Molecule: messenger RNA, 1533 nt
Organism: Salvelinus fontinalis (brook trout)
Lineage: Eukaryota; Metazoa; Chordata; Actinopteri; Salmoniformes; Salmonidae
Exons: 4
Coding region: 1-1533 (510 amino acids)
Biological process (GO): regulated exocytosis
Cellular component (GO): intracellular membrane-bounded organelle
Molecular function (GO): small GTPase binding
Source: RefSeq, a predicted model, not a curated record